This is a messenger RNA of Trichomycterus rosablanca, 1797 nucleotides long. Its product is annotated as receptor-type tyrosine-protein phosphatase H-like. Gene Ontology annotation, cellular component: signaling receptor complex. Gene Ontology annotation, molecular function: protein binding. NCBI's taxonomy places the organism in Eukaryota, Metazoa, Chordata, Actinopteri, Siluriformes, Trichomycteridae. The record is from RefSeq and is a predicted model, not a curated record. Gene Ontology annotation, biological process: peptidyl-tyrosine dephosphorylation involved in inactivation of protein kinase activity. The coding region runs from base 324 to 1517 and encodes 397 amino acids. The transcript has 6 exons.
UCUGUAUGAUCACCAUUUGUCAAUGUUAAAAUAUGUAAUAAAUGUAGUCAUGAAACUUGUUUUACCUGUCCUUUAAUUCUAGGGUCAGUCCAACCUAGCACGUAAGCUUCAAUCUUGUGAUCCAUAAUUUACUCUUAAUUGAUUUAAUUUUACCCCAAAAAGCUGAUGUGUGUCUUUGUUUCUUUUUAGAGCCCUCCAAUGUCAUUGGUGUAUUUAUAAAAGCUCGGACUGAGACUGAGCUUACCUUGCAGUGGAACAAAGUGAACAAUUUCAGUUACACAUUGAAAUACAGUAAUGGAAAAGAAACUCCACUUACUGUUUUGAUGAAUUCAUCUGUAUUAACACAUACAGUGUUUUCACUGUCUCCUGGUACUAGAUACAGUUUUACUUUGUACACUGUGUUUAAAGGUGUAAAGAGCAAAGGGUUUAACUUUACUGCAGUUACUAUUCCUUCCAAUGUUGUCAAUGUGUCAGUAAAGGCUCGUUCUGAGACUGCAAUAACUUUGGAGUGGAAUAAAGUCAGAAACAGCAAUGCAUACAUUUAUGUACUAAGGCAAGGCAACAGCACAGAGGCCUACACACCAAUGUAUUGGGGAGGAUCAGUUGCAAUACAUACUGUGUUGUCUUUAAUUCCUGGGACCAAAUACAACUUUACUCUCUACACUGUAUUUGGAGGAGAGAGAAGCAGUGGCUACAACUUCUCUGCAGUAACUAUGCCUGCUCGUGUUGACAGAGUUAAUGUAACACAGCAAAAUGACAGUCAGUUGGUACUGUCUUGGCAAAAGGUGAAAAGCAGUAACACCAGCUAUAUUCUGAAAGACGACAACAGAACUGAGACCUCAAUCAUUGGAUUACACAAUGUUUUAGUACUAACACAUACAGUUUCCUCACUCUCUCCUGGAACAAAAUACAACUUUACACUCUAUACUGUAUUUGAAGGUGUAAGGAGCAGAGGCCUAAACUUCACUGCAGUCACAGCAACUUUUACUGUUACUGGUCUACGUUGUGAGAGACUGUCUGGAGGAAAUGCUUUGCUUUUAGUUUGGGAUGCUCCGACUGGACCGUGGACAGAAGUGGAAGUGGAGAUUAAGGGAAGGAACCAUCAGUAUUCAAAUGGAACAAGACUUGAGUUCUAUUACCUUUACCCUGCUAUUUGGUAUAAAGUGACACUGAAAUUGUGCUCAAAAGACGUAAAGAGUGCACCAGUCUCAAUCAGCUGUCAAACUGAUCCAAGAGGAGUGAUAGCAGGAGUUAUGUUGGCCAUUGUGUUUAUUGUUUUCCUGGUUUGUCUAGGAGUUUAUGUAAACCACAGACAACUGGUAUUAAAUAGAAAAGCUCAGUCAGAUGUGCAUAACAGUCCCACAUCAACUCAUGAACUAGAAGAGGAUCAUUCUAUUGCUUCUGUCCUGGCAGAAACACAGAACUCAUUUUGCAAGAAGCAGUUCAAAAGUUCAAGUAAAAAAAAAAGGGAUCAACCCUUUCAUGAAAACCCUUACAGUAUUGCAAGAGCUGAUUAAUCUUUUAGGGCACUGCUGUAACCAACAAAAAAAAAUAAUGCUGAAACGGUGUGUAAAUGAGCAAAUCAGAUAAAGUAAAUAUUUUCAUACAUGUAUUUCUUUUUCUAAAGUAACUUUAAAUUCAUUAUUUUAUUUCAUAUCCUGUAGUUAUAUAAAGUCUGAAACAAUGAGUUCUAUAAAAACCAUAUCAAGAAGCCUUUCACUUUCUGAAAGAAUUUUGGUCACAUUAUUUUUAGUAUAAAUAUAAAACAUAAAAACAUAACAAACAUGGCUUGUUAUG